This is a messenger RNA of Hypanus sabinus (Atlantic stingray), 5096 nucleotides long. RefSeq names its product zinc finger protein 721-like. Gene Ontology annotation, biological process: regulation of transcription by RNA polymerase II. Gene Ontology annotation, cellular component: nucleus. The transcript is spliced from 3 exons. Gene Ontology annotation, molecular function: DNA-binding transcription factor activity, RNA polymerase II-specific; RNA polymerase II transcription regulatory region sequence-specific DNA binding. Bases 1913 to 3640 code for a protein of 575 amino acids. Lineage: Eukaryota; Metazoa; Chordata; Chondrichthyes; Myliobatiformes; Dasyatidae. The record is from RefSeq and is a predicted model, not a curated record.
GAAGAAAAACCACGACUGAAGACGAGGGAACAGCAACAAGUGAAACAGCCCGAGGUUUGAGAGCACCGACUGGAGAGAACCCGUCUGACUCGGAGAUUCCAGUGAUUCAAUCAGGAGAAAGUUGGCCUGCUCCAUAGAUUGUGUGAAAGUGCAGAUGAACUGGAUCGAACCCAGAGGAGUUCAAAGUUCCUAUCGACUGUGAUUUACCAACUGUGAAAAUGAAUACCUCUCUGUAUAAAAUUCACUGUGCACAUCUUGUCACUGGGUAAAAAAUGAACAGUACACGAUUCAUGUGCACACUGGUUACUACAAAUUAGAGGGAAUGUUGGAGGGAAGGAGGGGAGACUUCCAGUGUCCCUGAUGCCCUCACCUACAAGAUGUGUAUUCAGCUGCAGUUUGUAACCCUGCACUUUAAGGUGUUGGAUCUUGAAAUGGGUGAAUUCCAGAUCAUCCAGCAGUAGGACGGGGUGAAAGAUAUGACAUGAAGAGAGGUGAGUUCCACCCAAGGUGCAGGACACAGGAAACUGGGUGAGAAUCGGGAAGGGGAAUGAGAUUAAAUAGCCAUCGUAGAGUACUCCAGUGCCAUGCCUGCACAAUAACAAGAGGAACACUUUAGAAACUGUUGGGGGGAGGAAAGUCAAAGGGCUGAUAAGUGGCUUUGUUAGGGGAACAGAGCAAGAGGCAAUUAAUAUCUUAGUGGUAAGGCUUACUAGAGCUAGUGGGGGUUGGGGCUGAUAUGGUUAAAGUAAGUUGUAGGGGGAAUGGGAGCCAGAAUGACAGAACAGAUAGUGGAGAUGGUGAAUUGAAUUGACUUUAUUAUGUACAUCCUUCAUAUAGAUGAGUAGAAAUAUUUACAUUACAUUACUGUCUAAAUGUGCAAUGUGUAAUUGAAAUUGAUUUAUAAUGUUUAGUUUGUAUAUAGGACAGUCAAGAAAGCAAUUAAUCAGUCUGAUGGCCUGGUGGAAGAUGAUGUCCCGGAGCCUGUUGCUGUGGUACCGUUUCCUGGAUGGUGGCAGCAAGAACAGUUUGUGGUUGUGGUGAAUUUGGUUCCCAAUAUCCUUUGGGCCCUUUUUAUAAAAAAAACCAUACCCCUACCAUCCAGGCUCCCAUCCAAACUCCUUUUAAACGGUGAAACUGAGAUCAUAUUCACCACUUGUGCUGGCAUCUCAUUCCACACUCUCACAACCAUUUCAGUAAAGAGCUUUUCCACAUGUUACCAUUAAAUAUUCACCUUCCCCACUUACCCAUGACCUCUAGUUGUAGUCCCACCGAACCUCCGUGGAACAAGCUGCUUGCAUUUAUUUACCCUAUCUUCUCCCUCAUCAUAUUGUAUACGUCUGACAAAUUCUCAAAGCAAUGUAUAAUUUCCGUGUUCAUGUUUAGAACUUUUUUAGGUGUAUAAGAUGAUGAGGGGUAUUGAUCGUCUGGAUAGCCAGAGGAUUUUUCGCAGGGCUGAAGUGUCUAACACGAGGGAGCAGAGUUUUCAGGUGCUUGGAAAUAGAUACCGACGGGAUGUUGGGGUUAAAAAUGACAAGGAAUUUGUCUACGGGAAUCCCGAACACAACACACCAGUUUUGCUGUCUCUGUCCAGAUACUUAAGAAGAGGAGCAAGCGAUUCACUCGAUCAUCCUUCCUGCUCAGACUGCGGAGAGGGAUUCACUCGAUCAUCUGACCGACUGGCACGCCUGUAAUUUCAAACAUCUGCUCAGACAGUGGGAAUGGAUUCAGUCGGUCAACUCAACUGAAGGUACAGCAGCAAGUUCACACAGGGACGAGACCAUUCACCUGUUCUGUGUGUGAGAAGGGAUUCAGUCAGUCUUCCCACCUGCAGACACAUCAGUCAGUUCACCCUGGGCAGAGGCUGGUCAUCUGCUGAAUUUGUGGGGAAGGAUUCACUCGGUCAUCUGACCUAAUGGCUCACCAGCGAGUUCACACUGGAGAGAGGCCGUUCACCUGCUUGGACUGUGGGAAGGGGUUCACUUGGUCAUGCCAUCUGAAGCUACAUCAGAGAGUUCACACUGGGGAGAGGCCAUUUACCUGCUCAGUCUGUGGGAAGAGAUUCACUCAGUCAUCCAGCCUAAUGGCUCACCAGCAAGUUCACACUGGAGAGUGGCCGUUCACCUGCUUGGACUGUGGGAAGGGGUUCACUCAGUCAUGCCAUCUGAAGGUACAUCAGCGAAUUCACACUGGGGAGAGGCCGUUCACCUGCUCAGACUGUGGGAAGGGAUUCACUCAGUCAUCUGAACUGAAGGUACAUCAGCGAGUUCACUCUGGUGAGAGGCCAUUCACCUGCUCAGACUGUGGGAAAGGAUUCACUCAGUCAUUUAAGCUCAAAAUACAUCAGCGAGUUCACACUGGAGAGAAGCCGUUCACCUGCUCAGACUGUGGGAAGGGAUUCACUCAGUCUGCCCACCUACGAUCACACAUGUCAGUUCACACUGGGAAGAGGCCAUUUACCUGUUCAUACUGUGGGGAGGGAUUCAUUUUGUCAUCACAGCUGCUGGCACAUCAGCGAGUUCACACUGGGGAGAGACCGUUCACCUGCUCAGACUGUGGGAAGGGAUUCACACAGUCGUACAGCCUACUGGUUCACCAGCGGCUUCACACCGGCGAGCGGCCGUUCACCUGUUCGGACUGUGGGAAGGGAUUCACUUGCUUAGCUAAACUGAAGCUACAUCAGAGAGUUCACACUGGAGAGAGGCCGUUCACCUGCUCAGACUGUGGGAAGGGAUUCAUUUGCUCAUCUGAACUGAAGGUACAUCGGAGAGUUCACACUGGGGAGCGGCCGUUCAUCUGCUCAGACUGUGGGAAGGGAUUCAUUCAAUCAUGCACUCUGAAGGUACAUCAGCGAGUUCACACUGGGGAGCGGCCGUUCAUCUGCUCAGAAUGUGGGAAGGGAUUCAUUCAAUCAUCCACUCUGAAAGUACAUCAGCGAGUUCACACCAGAGAGAGGCCAUUCACCUGCUCAGAGUGUGGGAAGGGAUUCACUCGGUCAUCUCAACUACAGAGACACCAGCGAGUUCACACCGGGGAGAGGCCGUUCAUCUGCUCGGAAUGUUCAAAGGGAUUCACUCAGGCAUCUCACCUACUGAGACACCAGCGAGUUCACACUGGAGAGAGGCCAUUCACCUGCUCAGAGUGUGGGAAGGGAUUCAUUCAAUCAUCCACUCUGAAAGUACAUCAGCGAGUUCACACCAGAGAGAGGCCAUUCACCUGCUCAGAGUGUGGGAAGGGAUUCAGUCGAUCAUGUCAACUACAGACACACCGGCAAGUUCACACUGGGGAGAGGCCGUUCAUCUGCUCGGAAUGUUCAAAGGGAUUCACUCAGGCAUCUCACCUACUGAGACACCAGCGAGUUCACACUGGAGAGAGGCCAUUCACCUGCUCAGAGUGUGGGAAGGGAUUCAUUCAAUCAUCCACUCUGAAAGUACAUCAGCGAGUUCACACCAGAGAGAGGCCAUUCACCUGCUCAGAGUGUGGGAAGGGAUUCACUCAGUUAGGUAACCUACAAGCACACCAGCGAGUUCACACUGGGGAGAGGCCGUUCACCUGUUCAGACUGUGGGAAGGGAUUCACUCAGUCAUCCAGCCUACAAGCACACCGGUCAGUUCAUACUGGGGAGAAGCUGUUCACCUGCUGAAGCCUGAAUUAUACCUCUGCAUAGACGCUAUGCCGUUGUGAGCAUUUCUACUUGUGAUUUUGUGUGUCUGCAUCACUGCCAAAAUGCUAGUUGGUGUUGGGGUUCUGUGCUACUGUGUUGAAUUGACUUGUGUUGAGUUGCGAACAAUGGCGACUGCUGACUACGUCUUGUUGGAGUUGGAGCUAAUCAAUGUUGCAGAAGUGUUACUUUUUUUGAAAUUACUGCAACGCAGAAAAAUGAGAAGUUUUUCCAUUACCUUUUGCAGUCCAUGAUGUCCAAAGCAAUGUUGGAAAUUUCUUUGCACGAUUUUGAUGCCAUUUUCAAGUCUUUAUUGUCUGCCAAUGAAGAGUCGUGCACAUGUACAUAUUUUCUGACUACCUCACCUAACCUCUCCUUGAUGUGGUCCACUGUCCAACUUCGAAGCAUGAGGAAAUGCGCAGGAGGAAACUGGCAGCUGCCAAGUGGACCAAUCACAGUUCUUGCCAUCUGUGUUACCGCGACGUGGAGCUGCAUUUUUGAGAAGGUGCGCGUUAGGCUACAUUAGGCGAAGGACUCUCAUGGAGGCGCUACAUGGAGUAGGUUGCAUUCUGGCUUUGCACUGUUCAUUUUAAAUUUCCUUACCACCCCUUUGACAUCUUUAUCAAAGUGUUUAUAACACUUUUAUCUGUUUGAAUUUGAAUUUGAUUUGACUGAAAUGGCUAACAGAGGAAGAAAGGCAUUAGCCGAAGGCAAGGAAACCGGUGAUGGAAAUGGGAAGAAAGAAGAUGUCUUUGAACAGCCUAAAAAGUUUCAACUUACUUUACAGGCUAUCUCGAAUCUUUUGGAUGAAAAACUUGAUGAAAGAUUUACUACCUUGGAAGUAUGGUUAAAGGAGAGCGAAGGUAGGUUGGCAACACUUGAAAAGAAGAAUGAAAAACAGCAGCGGCAAUUUUCAGAGCUUAUUAAACCGGGAUCAUAAAUUGAAUUCUUUGGAAAAGAAGUGAACUUUGACCACUCAUACAUUGGAGCAGAAUAAAGUCAGGUUUACUGAUUUGGAGAGUCAAAGCCACAGACUGAAUUUGCGAAUAAUAGACUCAGUGAGGACGUUGAGAGCCGGGAUCUUACUCAGUUUUUUUCUCAAUUCUUCAUCUCAUUUUUCAAUCUUUUUUAUUGGUUUCCAAAUAAAGAAUAUACAAAUUGGAAGAGGAGUUUAACAAGUAGAUAAUAUAAAAAAAUAUAUAAACAGCAGUAGUAAAAACAGAAAGUAUAUCAUGUCAAAAUCAAAUGGAUAAAAUGCUUCCUUGGAAUAAUCCCAAAAAUUGCUGUGUGGAUUAGGUUGAACAUCUGCAUCUAUAACUUUAGAUAAUAUUCCAAACACAUCCCUCCAAAAAUUAUUUAAACUUAACUCAUGAACAAAACAUAUGAGUUAGAGUAGCCACUUCUGCAUUACACCUGUCACAAAUAGGGUUUAUAUUAG